Suillus clintonianus is the source of this 3209-nucleotide messenger RNA. RefSeq lists its product as uncharacterized. The coding region runs from base 56 to 2797 and encodes 913 amino acids. NCBI's taxonomy places the organism in Eukaryota, Fungi, Basidiomycota, Agaricomycetes, Boletales, Suillaceae. The transcript has 12 exons. Gene Ontology annotation, biological process: intra-Golgi vesicle-mediated transport. Gene Ontology annotation, cellular component: Golgi apparatus; COG complex. The record is from RefSeq and is a predicted model, not a curated record.
CGACUUGUUUCCACCAGCGUGAAUCUUAUUGUCGGACAUUAACGAUCUUGUAUGUAUGGCUCGGCGACCAUCAACCGUAUCGGUUGCAUCGUUUGGUUCGAUCAAGAGCCUUGCAGAACCAUCCCAUUCGACUCCAGCAUCAACAUUCGCCCCGUCUCCUUUAGCACUGAAGUUCCCUCAUUCAGUCUCAUUCACCUAUUCCUCGAGCGUGCAAUCCACCAGGGUACAAGAUGAAACUGCGGACAUAAACCCAGAUGAACUCUUCGCGAAAUUUACUAUUCCCGAGGUUAGGGCGAAACAAGUUCAGCUAAGAUCUGAUGCUGAGGCCAAGCAGGAGGAGCUUCGUGUUAUGGUCGGGGAACGAUAUCGCGAUCUCCUACAAGCCUCAACGUCCAUAAUUUCCAUGUCUAAGUCCGCAAAGCGUGUACAAGAGGCAUUCCAGGAGACUAAAGAUGCUAUUGCGUCUCAGCAACAGCCGUCCAGGCGAAAUCCUACGUCCAAUGUAGGCAAGGAAGACUCGCACUUGCAAACAUUACAAGUACUCUCUGCCCACAUAAAGCUACUUCUUGAUGCUCCAGAACAUCUGUGGAGGCUUAUUGAGAGAGAAAAGUAUUUCCAUGCCACCUGGUUAUAUAUGUUGGCACGUGUCGUGCACCGGGCACUUUCUCAUGAUGACGACCAAGAUGAGGAGAGUUGGUUAAAUCAAGGCAUCAAUAUCGCGGAACAAUUUCCGCUCAUCCAGCGACAAUGGGAGACUAUAUCUCAUUUCCGUUCUCAGAUUAUCCAUAGAGCCACAUUAUCUCUGAGGACACAUGAGAAGUCACCCGAGGACACCUGCGCAACUAUUCUGACUCUCCAUAUCCUCGAGUUGAGACCUUUGACAGACACUCUGACGAUGUAUCUCUCCCAAAGAACGCGGACUGUGCAUACACUGGUUUCAAAAAACUCAACUAUCAUGGCAACUACAAUCCUCAAUGGCAUUCCUACGACACAGAUGAACGGUCAUCCUACAGGGGUUUCCAAGCUGGCGCAGUCUACAAGCAUACCUCCCAAUAACAAACUUCGAGAUGUGAAAUCCUCGCUGUUAAACCUUGUGGAGGUCAUAUCAAGGACCGUGAAUUGCGCCCGGAGUGUAUUCCAAAGUCAGAGACCCACGCAGCUAGCCCUGGCAAUCCGCGUACUGGAGCAGAUGCAUACUGAAUCGCCCGCCGUAUCUGACCUAGAGAUUGCACUUCCCUCUGAACUGGCUUUGAGUACCCAGACGGUUCUUUCUGGACUUCCAUCGUCGUCAUACUUGGUUCUCCUUCCAGCUGGCAUCAGGUCAUACAAACCGUAUGUUGAAUUAUCUUCCGCUUCAUCUACCGUGCCAGGACACUUUCUGGAGGAUAAACUACGAACUUGGUUUGACCAGUCCUGCUCUAUACUUCGGGAUUCUUUGGAUCGCUGGUUGCUGGAGUUGGACAAUGUGAAGAGUGUCUGGAAUAUUAGGUCCUCCUUGCGAAAAUGGCUGCUCAAAUCGGGUUUGGUAACAACGGAACAGACAGCACUCGAUACUUUAUUCGAAGAAGCUGUCAGAAAACGAGUUACCACCAUCUGGACCGAUACUGUUUACCGGGCGAAAGAGCAGUUCUUGAAGGCAUUGUCUUCACUUACUUCUACUAGUGGAGUCGUUGCGGAAGAUUUUUCUCCUCUAAACAGCGUAUAUGUGUCCCGCUCCGUUCCACCCCCACCCCCAGCAGGAAAUGGAUCUUCAGCGUACGAACUCCCAUACCAAAAAUAUAGAGCGGCUUUGCAAUCACAACUUCGUGGUCGGACACCUCGCCUGCAGACAUUUUUAAGUAUUCUCGAGGAGUCUGCAGCUUCAUUGCAAAAAGACUACGCUCGUAUUAGCUCAGAUGAGAGUAGCAAGAGGCUGGUUUUCAAUCUGGUUGAGGCACAUCUCCCGGAGGCGAAGACUUUCUGCUCCAUGAUCGCCGGCGCUCUUGCUUCAACUGCUGAUGAACUGAUGAACCAGCCAGACACCAUUAGCGCUAUGAGAAACAUGAUCUUCCUCAGUCGAGUGGCGAUCGAAAUAUCAUUGGCAUCGCCUUUCCUUGACAAUAUAGGUUGUGAUGAGGUUACUGCACUGGAAUUUCGAGACAAAACCGGUUUGCUAUUUGAUCGAAUCAUCAACCGGUGGAAGGAGCACACUAUUUCUUCUGCUAUCUCAGUAUAUGAAAAGGACGCAAAAUUCUUACAUCUACCACUUGCUGCACCCCCUGUUACAGGGCCGUCACCAGCCCUGAUGGAAAGCAUACAUGCUUUAUCAACUUCCUUGCAUAGCUUGGGUCUCACGCACCAUCCGUCACAACUCACCAGCAUAGCGUCAUCGCUCCUUAGCCUAUUCAUCGACACAUUUACACAUGCUAUGCUGAACGGUGAUACAAGUCGGAAUGUGCAGAUAUUAAAUGAUGCAACCUUCCUGCGAUGCCUUGCGUCGGCCUGGCCUCCUGAUGCACUUGAGUCAUCUUCGCUUGACAAAUUGAUCGUUGCGCUGCAGCCUGCAGUCCAAUCUUCAAGGGGCCAUCUACAGCCCGAUCCAGAACAAGCUGCCAAGGAAUACUUGACGAGGACUCAGAUGUUACUUUCAGCGCUUGUUCCGCCUUCCUCUUCCAUGCAACCCGUAAAGGAAGGUGCAGAUAAGAUGAGUGCGCUGCUGACCUACGGUGUGCCUGUGGCAGACACCACAUUUUUACCAGCUGUGGAGCUUGCCAAAGUCUCUACUCGGUUCCCUUUACUGCUGGUGGAGACUCGAUAGGGGCUGAGUGGAUUCAUGUGACGUUUGCGGCUAUUUCUACAAUAUGGACUUGUUUUGAUUAACACAUUGAUAUUGUGCUCUCAGGAUAUCAUUCGACGAUUGUCUGCAUUUGCUCGUGUUUGGAUCCUCAAACGCGUUCUACGUUCUGUGAAUUUCUUGCAUCUAUCCCAAGCGAUGUCGUUCAACUUCCAUCAACCGGGUACAGAUGAACGUACGUAAAUAAUAAGAUUGGGACUUGGCCUCAGCGGCAGAGGACAGAUUGCUAGAUCCGCAUGAUAUUAGCAGCUGCACUAGCGUGAUGAUCGAGUCACUGUCAUUUCUCCCACUACAAUUCUACGUGGUUGAUCAGUAACCAAGCCUCACUAGCCGCGCGGGUCUAUGGUCGAUUUCUAUGUAUCCCGUAAGUGGUUGG